Bacillus rossius redtenbacheri is the source of this 7313-nucleotide messenger RNA. RefSeq names its product protein tamozhennic (gene tamo). The coding region runs from base 1583 to 2911 and encodes 442 amino acids. NCBI's taxonomy places the organism in Eukaryota, Metazoa, Arthropoda, Insecta, Phasmatodea, Bacillidae. The transcript is spliced from 5 exons. Gene Ontology annotation, cellular component: cytoplasm. The record is from RefSeq and is a predicted model, not a curated record.
CGGGACAAGACGCACAGUGAAACAUGAUUUUGAAAGGACUAAAAUAUUAAUUGAUGAAAAUAAUGUCUAAUAAAAACCUGUGGAAAAACAUACAUAAAUUAAUUUGUUGUAGUGCGGCGGAGGGAUAUGCCACACCCGACCGGAUCCUUCCGCCGACGUAGCACUCGUUGCCUGGCGUUCGCCUCGUCGCACGAACUACACUUUGCUGCGCGCACGAGCACGUUUGGUGCACAUGCCUUUGCAAGACGUUGAUGAGGCAUAGCGGUCUAUGCGACAUAGAGGAGCAUUGUCAGUCGGAGUCAGUACAUCUUAGUGCCCUAUGUUGGAAUAAAAGAAUUAACUGUAGUGCCUCUGAACUAUAAGUAAUCCUGUACGAAUGCCCUCUUACUUUUAUUGUCCUAUAUGUGUGUGUGCGGGAGGCAUGCAUAGAGGCGUGUCCAUGGGCCCGAACAAAUGAACAAACGUGGUAUAACGGCCAGCUUCUUGCUAUUAGAGACUCCCCAGCGUGGUUAUAUGUUCAGUGGUCACAGGGGCCGAACGGCCCACACCCAGCUAUCCUGAGGGGAAAAAUAUCUGCGAGCUGAUGCCGGGAUAACUAGAAUAGCACUGACCACUGAGCAAUGUACCCUCUGUGGAGACCAGCCCCCAUCAAGUUAAAAGCAGGGGUGGUCACGUCUGCAUGAUUACAUGGUAUCCGUGUUGUUGUGUUCUACACCUAACCACGCACAAGAUGGUCUUUAUUUAUUUAUCGUGGUGACCAUUAACACCGUAUCCAUUUUCCGUGCAGCCCCAGACGUACACAACACACAAGUCAUUCACCACAUUGCCACAUAUACACACCAUAGCCACCAACUUAAUCUACCUAAAUAUUCCACUCAAACCGAAUAGUCUAAAUACAUAAAACGGGUGAAGUCUUAUCCCUCCGUAUGCGCAAUUUUAGGUAGAUGCCCAAAACAUUGCAUUGUAGAUACAGUUUUAAAGGUUUUUAUUAAUUGACUGUAAUUAUUGAUAGAGAUUCUAAUUUAUACUUUUUUAUCAUCAGACAUCGUCAAGCACCAUUUUAGCAAUGUUUUGGAUGAAACAAUGUAGUGAAGGCGAGGCAAAAAAAUAGACCAAGUACAUCACAGCAUGCCAUAUCCUGACAGUUAUUAACUUCAUGGUUAAAAAAUUGUGAGGAUUUAGAAGGAAAUAAAGAGAAGUUAUUUAAGGAGAUACCAUGUGGUUCAAACUUCCUGUAACUGCGUACAUGCAAGAUUGCAAAAAUUAGGGCUUUGAUUAUUUUUAUUACUGAUUGAGAAGAGUUGAGUGGUAAGGUGCGCCUUCUAUUUGUUAUAACAUCUACGGAAAUUAUUUGCUUGUUUUAUUUUUGUUAUUAGCUUGUCGUGUUUUGGUAAUUGGUAGCACUGAUUUAUAAAAAUAAUCCUAGGUCGGUAUUUUAAGGUUAGAGUUGCGAUCGAAAAAUUUAAUGGUGCAGGAUCACGGGAGUGUUUAAUUGGUUAAAUUACAAGGAAGAAAAUUAUCGUUUGAAAUACAAGCCUUAGGACUCGGAGGUGCGACCGGUGCGACCCAGCGAGGGGGCCGGAUGCCGCGGCAGGAGAUGGCGGACCUGCUGAUGUGCAACCGACUGGACGAGCUGUCCCGGCAGAUCGACAAGCUGCACCUCGGCUACCUGCACACGGGCGAGAGCCUCGAGAAGAUCCAGCAGCGGAGCAAGCUGGAGGGCUGCAUCGAGGAGUUCCUGUGCAUGGUGCCGCACAGCCAGAAGUUCAGCUUCACCGAGACGGCAGACGUGCUGCGCACCUCCGCCACGGCGCGAGAGGACUUCAGCGGCUACCGCGCGGCCUCCGCGUGGAACGCCAUCGGGGCCUACGCUGCCAACCUCAUGGCCCAGCCGUGGCGCAAGGAGUACCGCGAGCUCAAGAUGUACUGCGGCUUCUACAAGCACGAGGUGGACAGCAGCCUGGUGGGGGCGGAGCGCAUGCUCCUGGCGAUGGGCUACAAGCCCUCCUCGGCGACCACCAUGGUGCUGGAGGGUCCCAUCGACCCUGACCGCGUGUCGGCCGUGUCGCGCGACGCUCUCGUGGCGUUCGUCGAGUGCCAGGUGCUGAAGAGCAUCUGGGAGGAGGUGUCGGGCCGGUUCAGCUGCAGCUGGCUGGACGUCCUGGAGUUCCGGGAGAACCACAUCUGCUCCCCGCAGACGGCCGCGCGCAGCCUGCUGUUCCUGUUCAACCAGCGGCAGUACCAGCAGCAGCAGCUGGCCGUGUACGGCGCGGCGUCGCGGUUCCACCCGUUCGGCCCCGUGGCGCCGCUCGCCUACUGCUACGGCGCGUACGCCGUGCCGGCACAGACGCGCUACCUGCCCGUGUGCCCGGCGCCCGCGACGAACGGCCAGUACCCCGCCGUGCCGGCACAGACGCGCUACCUGCCCGUGUGCCCGGCGCCCGCGACGAACGGCCAGUACCCCGCCGUGCCGGUGGGCCGGCUGGUGGAGCUGGACCCGCCCCCCGCGAGGGAGGACGGCUGGGACUACGUGUACCGCGACCUGGAGAGCCAGGGCUACAGCAAGGACCUGGGCGAGCGGCCCGACGUGCUGGGGCCCACGCUCGCGGCCUUGAGGCUCGGGGCCCCGGGGCCCGACAGCGGCGCCAGCACGUACGACAACGUGCCGUCGACGCCCGCGCGCCCGCGGCCCGACGGGGAGCCUUGGGAGUGCAAGGCCUGCACCUUCCUGAACGCCGGGGCGCGCGACGUGUGCGAGAUGUGCGGCAAGUCGCGGCGCACGGGCGCCGAGACGCGGCCGCUGGCGAGCGGGGGCCGGGAGUGUCCCAAGUGCACGCUCGUCAACGACAAGGGCAGGGACGCCUGCGUGGCGUGCGACUCCAGCCUCAAGAACUCCCCCACCUACAUCUGAGCCUUCGCUGGCCCUCUGAGGCUGUAUCGGUGUGUCGACUUGCGUGGUUCGGUGUGGUGCAUUUGUCAUGUCAUUCAUACACUAUUUUCAAUAAGGAGCGUUAUACCGAUGCCAGAUUACUUGGUUUUCAAAUUCCUUUUAAGUCCCUGUAAAAGUUGUACAUUUGAUUGUUUUUUUUAAAUUCAGAAGUAGAGUUAAACUAACAUACCUAUUAGAUUCAUGGGAUCUGUUUUACAGAGUUUUAAUGUGUUGAAUGCAUACAUGGAUAUGUACGUACGCGAUUAUUUUUAAAUUUUUUUACUUCUACAAAAUUUUUGGUCUUAUUUUUUCAGGCCUAAGCUCUCCAUUUGGAUGGUAGCUAAAAAAAUAUGAAAGACUGAUUUUUUUACAAGCUAGUUAGUGCAAGUUGCUGGCUUGGACUUUGUAAGCACUGCAUUCUACUUUAUAUGAAAAUGUAUAGUUUUUAUUAAAUCAAUUGAACUUUAAAAUAUAUGAUAUUAAAUUAUGUACAUUAAAAGUUUUUUUGUUAACACCCAAGGAUGUGCGAAGUUCGGGAAGAUCAAAAACGAAUAGAAGACUAAUUUUCUUUGACGUAAGGAUUAUUCAUUAAAAAAUUACAGGUUCUGAAUAUUUUCAGUUUUUAUUUUUAAUAGCAGAAUGCUUUUAAAACCAGAUUCAACGUGAUUGUCCAGAACUGUAAAUAAUACCAGUGGUAUUGAUUGCAUUGCUUGUAUUUUUUUAUUGGGAACAGGAUCCGUUGAUCCAUUAUAACCGUCAGCAGUGGUUUGUGUAGCUAACACCCCCUCCCCCCCACUCUACGCUCCCAGCAGUAACUGCGUCAGAGGUCACGCAACUACAGCUUUGGAGGGAAAAUAAAAGGAAUGUGCUAAGAUUUUACUGCACUGUUUCAGAAUUUUCACAACAGCUUGUUUUCAAGAAUUUAGAAAAUAUGGUUCUUUAAAAACAGUAGAACCCCUAUUUUACACUAUUCAAGGUUGUAAAAUGCAGGAAUAUUUUAAAUAUGGGAAAUGUAUGAAAAAUUCUUGUUUACUCAGAAACUUUGAUAUUCUAUGAUCUUAACAUACCAUACACUUUGCAUAUACCAUUUUUAGUAGAAGAGCACAUUGAAAAAUCUAGGAGCUACAGCACUAUUGUUCCCAAUAGCAUGUUGGAUUUGGUAUUUAUCACGAAAGUGUUAUCUUCAUAUGUAUGAUGCACGUGAGAAACACUGGAAUAACGAAUGCAUGUAGGUGAAAAAUAAACAAACAGCGUAAAUUGCAGGAUGCAGAUUGUAGGCGCUUUUUAAUCAGAGGGAAUUUAUUGUAUUGCGUCAAAUGAUGUUAAAAUGGGACCGAAAUAAAAUAGUGCAUUUAAUGGGAAAACGUGAAAAGUGGUAAUGUAAAAUCGGAGUUCUACUGUAGCUAUAUGUUAUGAUUUUAAUGUUGUUUACAUUUCAAAUCUUGCUAUUACAUGAGUCAUUCUUGGUUUUGAAAUUUUUGCUCUUUUAUUCACAAGUUGUGGCAGUUGGUAAACAUGCUAGAUGUUACCACCUUUCCUUAUUCAUUGUGUGGUAUGCUGGAAGUACUGAUAACACUUUCUCAAGUAUUCAUAGUGGUACGUAGCUAUAAAUUUUUCUUAAUGCACUAAAAAUAUUUUAAGUGAUCAACAUAUAUUUAAAUUGAAAAAUGGCCCUCACACACCUCUUUUAAUGUACUAAGUGUUUUUACAGUGUAUUAACAGCAAGAUUACUAUUAGGUGGCAUUUAAAAAUAACAUAAAAAUUUUGGCAUAAGGUUGUUUUUUGUAUUAGUUGAUUCAUAAUUUUUAAAUUUGUAAUUUGCCUUGUUUAAAUUUUAGAAGCUGUUAGCAUUCUUUUAUUUUGUGCCAGUAUCAGCAUGCACUCACAUGUGCUAUUUUUAUCUGUCCACACGAAAAUCUAAGGGCUUUACUAAAGUUUUCGUUUUAGGUCUAUAUUAACUGCACGCAUUAAUGAGGCAAAUACUUUUUAUGCAUAUACCAGAGUAAUUACUGAAAGUAAUUGCUGAGAGACAGUGUGUUGAAUUGGAAGUGUACAAGCAAGUGGAACAAAACAGAAACUAAACAGGACUUUCAAAAUUUUUCACCUUACUAACUCUGAAACUGUCAGCUUUACCAAAAUGUUUGGCAGAGUUUUGUUUCAGGGGCACAUGAUGGAUCUCAUGAGAUUCUGUGUGGAACGGAAUUAAUGUUUGAUCUUCUAUUAUGUUUUUUUUAACGAGUGUUGUUUUACAUGCAUAUAUUAUAUAGUAAAAAGUAGCAAUUUUUGGUAUGCAAAGUUAAAAUAAUGUUUCAAAAAAUCAUUGACUACUAUACAUUUUCGCAGACAUUGUCAAAAUGUCUGUUCCAGAGAUAAAAUUUUAGCUUGUUAACAGAAUAAUUUCUUGAAGCAGAAAUAAUAUAAAUAAUUAUAAAAAAAAAUCUUAACUUUUUGAGAAAACUGACAUUAUUUUUCAGAUCUUUAGUUGUGGGGUUACGGGGCAUGCAAAAGUAUGACAAAUGCUUUACGUAUGUCCUUUUACGCAAUUUGCUAUACAUAUAAAAUACUAUCUUAUAACUACACUAUAUUGAUUAAAUAAAUAUUUUCAUGUAGUAUAAGUUUUUGUGUUUUGUUGAUAUUUUCUAAUUAAUAUAGUGGUAAUUAUUCUAAUUUUUUUUUAUUUUAAUGUUUGUUGAAUUGUUACUGUUCAGCAAUUAAAUCUGAGUUUCAAACAAAAAAAAAUUAUUUAACCAUUAGAGAUUCAUAAUAUUCUGAAAAGUAUUUGCCAGCAUGAGUCUAGUCAUCUACAAUUAUUUUUUAGUUGUUACUCUAUGCCAUUAUGCUAUGUAAUAAUUAUGCGUACCUUUGGAUGUGGGUCUGGGAUUUGAUGUUUGCCUCAUCUUGGGUUUAAAGGUUACUUUGUUUCAUAUGUUUUAAAAAUAUUGUGUUUUUUGUAAAUAUUACUUGAAACAUAACAACAUAAACAAUUAAUUAAGUAUAUUUUAUUUAACAUACACUGGUAAUUAAGUUUACAUGUUUACUUCUUCCUGUGUCAUACACUCUAUAGUACAUACCAUAUAAUAUUUGCUGUGUGUUAGUACUUUGUGUACUCCUAUUUAAAAGUGAGCUCUGUUAGACAGACUGCAGCAUAUGUAGUUAUAAAAUAUGUAAAGUGUACAUUAUAAAGUAUGUUUCAUGUACAUAUGUAUUUUCUAAGCCAGGUGUAAAUUUGUAUCCUGUUUUCUGCACACAAAUAAUUGCACACUACACUCGAUGCCUUGGUAAAUUGUUAUAUCAAUGUUGAUAAUGAGUUAGUUGAUUGUGUAACAUUUGAAAUUGUGUGAUUGUGUGAAGAGAAUAGAUGGUAGACUAUCAGAGAGAAUGAUGGAUAAAGAGACAAGAUUUGUAUGGUUUAUUUUUAAAAAUUGUGUUCCUAAAACUGUGUAGGAUUAUAAAUUUGAGAUAAGAAAAGUCAAUGCAAGGUAUAUUUUUUCAAGAUAAUAUAGGUAAAAUUUAACUAUAAUGCAAGCUGUUAUUUUAAUUUACAUAAUAUGGGUAAAAGUUCCAUAUCACAUAUUCAAGUUUUAAUCCUAAUGGCAUGAUCCUGAAUAGAUUGAUCCUGUGGUACAUGAUGCUUGCUGUCUUAAAUUAGUACAUCGAUAGAACAUGAAUAUAACAAAAAUGGUAAUGUAACAAUAAAUUAUGAUUGUAUUAUCUAUCAGAUCAACUAAAAAUCUUUUUUUUUCUUCCUAACAUUCAUUGUAUUGCAAUAUUUUUAUGUCCAGGAGCUUUCUACGUACUAAAUUAAAACAGCAAGCAUCAUGUACUACAGGAUCAUGCUAUAUGGAUCAAGGUAUACGUGAUGUGAAACAAUUACCCAUUAUAUGUAUCAGAAUUGGUGAUGUAACAAUGGGGUAAUAAGUGACGUAUAACCAAUUUUGGAUAUUUACUGGCUCUUCACAAAAUCAAAAACUAUUAAGAAAUACUAAUAAGAAAACGUUUUGACACCAUUUUUUCCAUUGUGGCGGGCCACGACAGAGCAACUGAAGGCCCUUCCGAAAAACCUUCCAGAAAGCUUCCAGGCACGGAUUCAACAUUGGGAUCGAUGCGCAUCGCAGACCAAGAAGAUUAGUUCAAAAUUCAUUUAAGCUGAUUACUUUGUAAUACAAUUAUUCACAGUAUUUUUUAUUACACCUCGUAUUGUUGCCACCCAAGUGUUAAAGUGGAACAGAAAUGGAUAGACAAUAUUGAAAGUGUUGGCUGUAUACAGCUUUGGGUGUACUGCAGCUAGUACGAGGUUUGAGGCAUGUGCAGCAAUAGUAUUGUGUUGGGUGUUGUUUGUUACCGAGUUUCUGUGUUAAGUAAAAUAUAUAUAUAUAUAUCUAUA